AAUUCACUGAGCAACUCAACUCAGCACAUCUAAAGAAAUUACCUCUGACUAAUACUCGAUUAUGGCUGACACAACAUUUUCGCUCUUCAAUUUGGCUGAUGCUCUGGACAGCUACGAGCGUGAUGAACUUGAAAUGGACUCUUGUGUGCACUGCCAUCCCAAGGGCAAGCUGUGCGAUGAUGAGGAGGAGUGUGAGCUGCACUCUGGGAUCCACCUGGAGGUGUCUGAGGAGCCCCACAGCCUGCGUCAGGUGGUCAACCUGGUCAUCGCCCUGCAGCGCAUGAAGACCAAGCAGCAGGCCCAGAGCACCGAGUUCACUGAUGACGAGCUCUGCAGCAUCCUCCUGGAAAACCUGGUGGAAGAGUAUGUUAAGCCCAGAGUCCAUGAACAAACCUACGAGGCUCCAGAGCGCUACACGCACAACGGCGCAAAAAGGAAGUGCGUCCUCUGUGACGAGUACCAGAAGAGCCUUGUCCUGAGUAGUGGAGUCACUAAAGAACUGAGGGCCAUCACCAUACAGGGAAGCAACAUGAACCUGAGAGUGAAGCUGGACUUGUGCUCAUACACCCCGUCGGUUCCUCGUGAUCAGGGUGUCCCUGUGGUCCUGGGGGUGCCUGGCAACCUCUACCUGUCCUGCACGUCCGUCUCGGGAACACCUGUCCUGGGCCUGGAGAUGAUGAACAAGGAGACCCUAGAGGACAUCAGCGGCGAUAUGAAGCGGUUCCUCUUCUUCAAGACGUCCACAGAGCAGGGCCUCUCCAGCUUCAAGUCGGCUAAGUUUGAAGACUACUUCAUCAGUACGUCCUACGAAAACAGGAGGCGUGUGGAUGUCUGCAGGAGUCAGGACGCACCAAACCGCCUGACAUCCUUCAAUAUCAUUGAUAGCGGCAGCAGAUCUCCCCGCCCACUCCACAAACACACAGGAUCCUCAUCAUCAUCAUCCAGCCAGUACCAGUUUGGGAGAAUCAUGGCUGACACAUGUUUUAAUCUGGCUGACGCUUUGGACAGUUGCUACAGACCAGACGAUGUGGAAAUCGACUCAUGCAUGUACUGCCAUCAGGUGGUCAAGCUGUGCGAUGAUGAGGAGGAGUGUGAGCUGCACUCUGGAAUCCACCUGGAGGUGUCUGAGGAGCCCCACAGCCUGCGUCAGGUGGUCAACCUGGUCAUCGCCCUGCAGCGCAUGAAGACCAAGCAGCAGGCCCAGAGCACCGAGUUCACUGAUGACGAGCUCUGCAGCAUCCUCCUGGACAACCUGGUGGAAGAGUAUGUGACGCCCAGGAUCCAAGUGCGCACGCACCAGGCCCCAGAACACUACACGCACACGGGCACGGACAAGAAGUGCUUCCUCUGUGACGAACACCAGAAGAGCCUGGUGCUCAGUAGUGGAGUCACUAAUGAACUGCAGGCCAUCACACUACAGGGAGCCAACAUGAGCCUGAGAGUGAAGCUGGACUUGUGCUCAUACACCCCGUCGGUUCCUCGUGAUCAGGGUGUCCCUGUGGUCCUGGGGGUGCCUGGCAACCUCUACCUGUCCUGCACGUCCGUCUCGGGAACACCUGUCCUGGGCCUGGAGGUGAUCACCAAGGAGACCCUGGAGGACAUCAGCGGCGACAUGAAGCGGUUCCUCUUCUACAAGAGCUCCACAGAGCAGGCCCUCUCCAGCUUUGAGUCGGCCAAGUUUGAAGGCUACUUCAUCAGUACGUCCCACGAAAACAGGCAGCGUGUGGACGUCUGCCAGAGUCAGGACGCCUCCAACCGCCUGACCUCUUUUCGCAUCAUCGAUGCCUGAGUGUUUAUAUUUGCCGGUGAAACCAAACAUCUGGACAGUAGUAUGUGCUAUGCACAGCUUUUUUGUCAGGAUGUUUUUUUUUAAAGAUCUGAGUAGAGUCAUUAACAUGUGAACAGGGACUCAAUACUCAUAGAGUAUGAUUUUCCAAAAGUUCACUUUUGGGGAAAUAUUCGUAAAUACAAAAUGUAUUUCAUAGUGUUAAACUCCUGUGGAUGACAGUCACUAUAUGUAUUUGCACUAUAUGUAUUUGUUGUACUUGUAUACACUAUAUUGUACCUGUACCAUGGGUUAAUUUAAUAAUUUAUUUAUUCACUGGUUAUUUAUUUACGGUGCAGCCGUGGCCUAGUGGUUAGAGAGUUGGUCUGUCAAUCUAGGGGUUGCCGGUUCAAAUCACCCCUGACCUCUCCCUACAUCUCCAUCCAUGGCUGAAGUGCCCUUGAGCAAGGCACCUAACCCCACAUUGCUCCAGGGACUGUAAUCAAUACCCUGAAAAAUAAUAGUUGUAAGUCGCUUUGAAUAAAUGAAAGCGUCAGCUAAGUGUAAUGUAAUUUAAUUUACUAACCCCACUAUGACUACUUUAAGUAACUACUUGUCAUUUUUCUUGUCUUGUGUCCAAUCAACUUAUUU
Engraulis encrasicolus (European anchovy) is the source of this 2416-nucleotide messenger RNA. RefSeq names its product interleukin 1, beta (gene il1b). The transcript has 15 exons. Gene Ontology annotation, molecular function: cytokine activity; interleukin-1 receptor binding. Bases 62 to 1789 code for a protein of 575 amino acids. Gene Ontology annotation, biological process: regulation of non-canonical NF-kappaB signal transduction; neutrophil activation; cellular response to lipopolysaccharide. Lineage: Eukaryota; Metazoa; Chordata; Actinopteri; Clupeiformes; Engraulidae. The record is from RefSeq and is a predicted model, not a curated record.